AUGACUAUUGCCAUCUCACUACACCAGUCUAAGGAGCUCUCUCCAAAAGAAGAGGAUUCACGAUUCUAUUAUUAUUCGUUUUCUAACUUCCACAUUGAACUAUCGCAUAAAAUUCAAAAAGGUUCAAAAGUAACGGAAAAAGAAUUGGAUAUGCUGAAGAAGAAACUCACUGUUGAAUGGAAAAGGAAGCAAUAUGACGUUUGUGAAAAACCAGUGGAACUUUGUUCAUAUAAACUGUGUAUCUCAUUUAUAACAAUGUUAACAUGUGCUCUCAUAUCGAAAGAUAUUCUGGACAUGGCAAGAUUGAACUUCUGGAUUCAGUGUUGUAUUUUCGGAAUCGAGUCUGUUUUGUUUCUAGUCAUUGUUCAACAACUAUGGUGUCAACGCAGACAAAUCAAAUCUGAAUGUGAAUCUGAAAAGAAAAUUUUGGAAGAAGAUAUUGAGAAUGGAUGCAACACUCGGUUUCGUUUUGAUUCACAUAAAAAGACCGACAAAGAGCAACUGAUGAUACUCAAGAAUUUGUAUUCCCAAGAAGUUGAGCCUUUGAAUGAGAAGAUUCGAUUAUUGCGCAAGCAAAUAUCCUGCUGGGUAAUGUUCUUAGCAUCUGUGGUCAUUUUACAUUAUUGGUAUUGUGCUGCUAAACUCGUGAUAAAAGCAAUGACAACCGGCAGUAACGAAGGCAUUAAGCUUGCGAAAAGGAGUGUCGUCCAAGCCAUUACUGGCACUCUCCACAUGUUGGUCAUUGCCUGGAUAUCAAGACAGUAG
Messenger RNA from Caenorhabditis remanei, 765 nucleotides. RefSeq lists its product as uncharacterized. Lineage: Eukaryota; Metazoa; Nematoda; Chromadorea; Rhabditida; Rhabditidae. Bases 1 to 765 code for a protein of 254 amino acids. The transcript has 4 exons. The record is from RefSeq and is a predicted model, not a curated record.